AAAAUAAACUUACCUUCGAGAAAUAGUAUUAAACAUGAGCUUGUACACUUUAACAAUUUAAAUUUAGCAGAUCCAAACUUUUAUGAGUCGGGUUGUAUGGAUCUUUUAUUGGGUGUAAAUGAAUACACAAAAAUUCUACAAGAAGGUUUAAUCAAGGGUCCCUCAGGUACAAUAUGUGCUCAAAAUACCAACCUGGGAUGGAUCAUUAUGGGUGGAAUUAAUAUGAAGGUUAACACUAUACAUAAGUCUUUAAUGGUUACAAAUUUAACUAGUGAUUCAAAUAUUAAUGACUUACUUAAAACUAUAUGGGAGAUAGAUAUUGAUACAAAUAGAAAGUUAACUAAAGAGGAACAAUUAUGUGAAGAUAUAUAUGAAAGGACACAUGAGAGAGAUACUAAUGGAAAAUAUAUAGUUACAUUACCUUUCAAAACUGAAAAGCUGCUUUCACCUGAAGGAAACACGAGAGAAGUAGCUGUAAGAAGAUUGUUGCAAUUAGAGAGAAGAUUUAAAAGAGAUCCAGAUCUGAAAAAGGAAUACCUGAAAGUUAUAGAAGAAUACAAAGAAUUAAAACACAUUGAAGAAGUACCUGAAAAAGAAAUAAAUAAAAAAGCUGUUUACUUACCCCACCACGCCGUUGUACGCCAAGAUAAGGAGACCACGAAGACUCGAGUUGUGUUCGACGCUUCCUGUAAAGGUUCUAACAACAUAUCAUUAAAUGAUGAACUCUUACCUGGUCCAGUAUUGCAAGAAGAUCUCAGAAACAUUAUUAUGAGGUGGAGAACUCAUAAAAUCUGUUUCGUAUCAGACAUUCAGAAAAUGUACAGAAUGAUAUGGAUGAAUAGGAAUGAUGUCGACUACCAAAGAAUAGUCUGGCGAAAUGAUCCAACUGAAAAUAUACAAGAUAUGAGAUUACUUACCGUCACUUUUGGCACAGCAUCCGCUCCAUACCUAGCUGUAAGAACACUUAAACAACUUGCUGCUGAUGAAGGUCGUCAUUUUCUUGAAGCUGCUAGAAUAUUAAACGAAGAUUUUUACGUAGACGAUUGCAUGUCUGGUGGUGAUGAUUUAGAACAAUGUAUUCAGCUAAGAAAAGAUUUGACGGAACUAUUGCGAAGAGGAGGUUUUGAUCUUAAAAAGUGGUCGUCUAAUAGUGCAGAAUUUUUACAAUCUUUAGAACCAAAUGAUAGAUCUACAAAGGCGCAUUUAGAUAUUAAAUUAGAUGGUAUUGUCAAAGCAUUAGGUGUUCAAUGGAAUUUGGGAACGGAUCGAUUCGAAUAUAAUUUUAGUUUAGAAUCAAUAGAAACUGAUAACGUUAUAAUAACUAAACGCAAUAUUCUUUCUGAUAUACAAAAAUUAUUUGAUCCAUUAGGAUGGAUUGCACCUUGCAUUGUUUUAGCAAAAAUUUUAAUGCAGAAGUUAUGGCUUGAAAAAGCAAACUGGGAUGAGGAUCUUAAUAUUUUUAUAAAAGAAGAGUGGAAGAAUAUUCGCGAUGAUCUCCAGAAUAUAAAGGAUAUUACUAUAGAUAGAUGGCUUGGAACAGUAAAUACAAAUUUUGAUACAAUUGAAAUUCAUGGGUUUUCAGACGCUUCGACAUUAGCUUAUGCUGCAGUUGUUUAUUGUCGUGUUAGAAAUGAUGAUGGAACUUAUAGUACAAGUCUAAUUGCUGCAAGAACAAGGGUUGCACCACUUAAGACGAUAUCGUGGUUAAGAAACAAUGAACUACAAUUAGAAAGACCAGAAUUUAUACAAACUGAUUUAGAAGAAAAGAAGAUACCUAUUAAUACAGUCCCACUAACAAAUACUAUACAAGAUAAAAUUUCAUUAAAAUUUGAUGAAUUUGAUACAUUAAAAGAAUUAUUGAGAACAAUAGCUUAUUGUAAGAAAUUUUUGAGAUUUAAAAAGAACAAAAGGUGCUUCCCACCUAUUACGGUACCACAACCAAAUUUAGAAACUCUUAAAUUAACACAUUUAUCUCGUUGGCAAUAUUGUCAAAAAAUGUUAAAUGACUUUUGGUGCCGUUGGCAAACUGAAUAUUUGACCAGUUUGCAACAGCGAACAAAAUGGUUGAAGAAGAAUGAUGAAUUUAAAAUAGGUGAUGUUAUUUUGAUUAAACAACCUAAUUUGCCACCUGGCAAAUGGGCAUUAGGGCGUAUCACUGCCAAACACCCGGGGCCAGACGGUUUUACUAGGGUUUAUAGUGUAAAAAGCGGUGAUAGUGUAAUAAAAAGAAGUGUAUCUAAAUUGUGUUAUCUUCCUAUCAAUACAGAUAUCAAUUAAUCAUUUAAAACAAGCGAGUCAAUUCAUUUCGCAUGUAAUUGUUCUUUUGCUAUGGUAUAUGUAUGUGUAUUUGAUUAAUUGUAUAAGUGUAAAAUGUAAACCUAUCUGUACUGAUAUUAUGUGUAAACAGAUAUUUAAUAUAAAACUGUCGUAAAAAUGUAUAAAAUUGUGUGUAAAGUAAAAUAUAAUUAACAAAGCCUGCAAAGAUUGUGUACCUAUUUGAUAAAUUUAUUAAAAAUUAAAGUCAAAAUUAUAGUAUUGUAAACAAAUGUUCAAUGUAAUAUAUGUAACAUUCAAAUUUAAGGUAUAUAUUGACUUUUUACGGUGUUAUUUGUUAAUUCAUACAGCAUGCCGCUUGUUUGUAAGUAAAGGAGACUAAUUUCAUUGUUAUUUGAAAGGACUAGUGUAGUCCUUUGGUGGGCGGUAUGUUCGGUUUUUUCAUUAACUACGUUGACGUCUAAGUCACUAGUGUAUCAAUCAGUAAUAAAACAGAUUCAAUAGA
Colias croceus (clouded yellow) is the source of this 2779-nucleotide messenger RNA. RefSeq lists its product as uncharacterized. NCBI's taxonomy places the organism in Eukaryota, Metazoa, Arthropoda, Insecta, Lepidoptera, Pieridae. The transcript has 2 exons. The record is from RefSeq and is a predicted model, not a curated record. Bases 97 to 2277 code for a protein of 726 amino acids.